GGAGCCGCGCGCCUCACUACUGUCCUAAAGCUGGAGAAAAUGCUGCGCGUCCGCUGUCUGAGAGGAGGAAGCCGGGGGGCCGAGGCCGCUCACCUCAUUGGGAGCCUGGUCGGGCGCUCGGUGAGCCGUCUGGUUCAGAACGUGUUUCGGAGCUCCAGCUCUGCAGCAGCAGUGCAGCCCCACCCCCAGGAGGAGGUGGAGGAGUGCCCUGUGUGUGCCUAUAACGAGUGGGACCCGCUGGAGGAGGUGAUCGUGGGACGGGCUGAAAACGCUCGCGUCCCACCGUUUACUGUCGAGGUCAAGGCCAACACGUACGAGAAAUAUUGGCCGUUUUAUCAGAAAUAUGGUGGCCAGACAUUCCCUGAGGAGCACCUGAAGAAAGCCAUCGCUGAGAUUGAGGAGAUGUGCAAUAUCCUGCGCCAUGAGGGCGUCACCGUUCAGAGACCAGAACCAAUCGACUGGUCAGUCGAGUACAAAACACCUGACUUCACUUCUACAGGCAUGUACGCUGCGAUGCCGAGGGACAUUCUGAUGGUGGUGGGGAAUGAGAUCAUCGAGGCUCCGAUGGCGUGGAGAGCUCGCUUCUUUGAGUACCGUGCCUACAGACCCCUCAUCAAGGAGUACUUCAGGAGAGGAGCUAAAUGGACCACUGCACCCAAACCCACCAUGGCUGACGAGCUGUACGAUCAGGAAUACCCUAUCCGUACAGUGGAGGACAGGCAUAAACUGGCUGCAGAGGGAAAGUUUGUGACCACUGAGCACGAGCCCUGUUUCGAUGCCGCGGAUUUCAUCCGAGCCGGAACUGACCUGUUCGUACAGAGGAGUCAGGUCACUAACUUCUUGGGAAUUGAGUGGAUGCGCCGUCACCUCGCUCCUCACUAUAAAGUUCACAUCAUCUCCUUUAAAGACCCGAACCCCAUGCACAUCGACGCCACCUUCAACAUCAUCGGACCAGGCCUGGUGCUGUCCAACCCGGACCGCCCAUGCCGACAGAUUGAGAUGUUUAAGAAAGCUGGCUGGACUGUGGUGAAACCACCAACACCCUUAAUUCCAGAUGACCAUCCUCUCUGGAUGUCCUCCAAGUGGCUGUCCAUGAACGUGUUGAUGCUGGAUGAGAAACGUGUAAUGGUGGACGCCAACGAGUCUACCAUUCAGAAAAUGUUUGAAAAUCUUGGUAUUAAGACGAUUAAAGUGAGCAUUCGUCAUGCCAACUCCCUGGGAGGGGGGUUCCACUGCUGGACCACCGACGUCCGCCGCCGCGGGACCCUGCAGUCGUACUUUCACUAGCCUGCCAGAAACGAGCAGUUAUUAUUGAGCUUCCUUUCACGUCAUACAGUUCUCAAUAAUCCAUACCGCUGCAUGUUCUGUGAUUUUACCGUGCUGUGCAUGUAAAAGCUUCUGCAGAUGUUAAAGAAGAAACAGAAACACAGCUGAAACUCAGUCAUCUCAAUAACAACUGCGCUUCUGGCUGGCUACUGAGUCCCCUCUAUUGUAGGAAUGACGGCUGUGCCAUCCCAUAAUUCCCAGGGAAGUAGGCAGGGUUCUGCUCUCAACGUCACCAAGAAAACAAGCACGACCAGAAAUAGAACAGACAAAAGAGUUGCUACCUCCUUUUUACAACUGACAGCUAUUUACAAUUCUAUUAUUUAAUAUCGAUUGAUUGAUUCUGCCAUGAAUUUUGUACCUUUUUCUAAAAGAUCAACUGUUGUAGGUCAUCACAAACCUGAUUUCGUAGUUAUGAUAUUUUUUAAAUAUGAACCAGAAUGUAAAUAUAUAUAUAUAUGUGGUAAAUAACUUUUUCAUACAUUUUAUUGGCAUUUAUUUGUCAUAGUUUCCCGCUGAGGAAGCUGUUUCUGUAUUUGUGUAAAGGAGUGUAUUGGGUGAGGUUUGAGUAUCCGUACCUUCGCCUCCGUAGUCAUCCUCAAUAGCAGAUUCUGGCUCUCUGCUGCCGUCCCUGCACUGCUUCGCCGCUUCUGUGUUUGCAUUGUGACGAAAUUCGCGAUUCUGGGAACAUUUCAGCUGCUUUGAGCCUCCUGUCGGUGUCGCCGCCCUGCUGGCGGUUCGAACUGACCCUCUGAAGCCAGAGAAAUGUGAUUAUAAUGUGUGCCAGGUCAAAGAAUUAAAGAAUUUUUACAGGAAAAAGUACAAGUCGCCAUAAAAUGUAUCUUUGCAUGAUGUGAAAAUAUUAAAAGUCAUUUGUGAACGUGA
Astyanax mexicanus (Mexican tetra) is the source of this 2208-nucleotide messenger RNA. RefSeq names its product glycine amidinotransferase (L-arginine:glycine amidinotransferase) (gene gatm). The coding region runs from base 40 to 1287 and encodes 415 amino acids. The transcript has 9 exons. Gene Ontology annotation, cellular component: mitochondrion. Gene Ontology annotation, molecular function: amidinotransferase activity. NCBI's taxonomy places the organism in Eukaryota, Metazoa, Chordata, Actinopteri, Characiformes, Acestrorhamphidae. The record is from RefSeq and is a predicted model, not a curated record.